Molecule: messenger RNA, 1740 nt
Organism: Daldinia caldariorum
Lineage: Eukaryota; Fungi; Ascomycota; Sordariomycetes; Xylariales; Hypoxylaceae
Product: activator of Hsp90 ATPase
Exons: 4
Coding region: 539-1519 (326 amino acids)
Biological process (GO): positive regulation of ATP-dependent activity; protein folding
Cellular component (GO): cytosol
Molecular function (GO): protein-folding chaperone binding; ATPase activator activity
Source: RefSeq, a predicted model, not a curated record
AUUCUAGAGCUUUCCGCUGCAUUUUCUUCUGCCCUUUAGAAUCUUACAACAGUCUUUCUUAUUGUUGGCCAGGUGCCCUCCAAUGCCAAUAUUUCCAGUUCUUCUAUUCAAUUCGUUAGUUAUGCUUGCAGAUUGAUUCUGUAGUCAACUCAUCCCGUCCAUCUGUCAUCGGUAAGCCUCACUUCGUCUUGCCUCUCUUUUACUUAUUUCUACAACUUCUACAUCUACAAAGCUUUUCCCCCUUUGUAGAUUUUUUCUUGUAGAUUCUCUGAUGAUACACCAGCUGGCACCAGUCAUAGAGCGACUUGUACUCCCUUUCGUUGAUGACCAAUAGCUGUAGUCUUUAAGACUCAUAUCUGAUUCAAACUCUACAUUUUUACAUUUACUUUUCUUUAUAUAUAUAUAAAGAAGAAGAAGAAGAAGAAGAAGAAAAAUCAGCCGCAGCUCCAAUUGCCAAUUUGCUAACGUAUCCUCGUUCCCUUACAGCUUUCCAACCACAUCCAACCUUCGUACGAAUUAUCCUUCUCCAAAGUCCACCAUGGUUCUCCACAACCCAAACAACUGGCAUUGGGUCAGCAAGAAUGCCGGUGAAUGGACUAGGCAAUGGUUCGAAGAGAAUCUGACCAAGAUCUCGGCUGAAGAUGGAGAGGUCACUGCCAAGAUUAAUAAGGUUGUCAGCAUGGACGGGGAUGUUGACGUGAGCCAACGAAAAGGCAAGGUUAUCACCAUUUAUGACGUGAAACUCGUCUUAGAAUACUCUGGAGCCGCUCCUGGCGAAGAGGAUGUCUCAGGUACAAUCACCAUACCUGAAGUUGCCCAUGAUACCGACGAAGACGAUUUUGUGUUUGACAUAGACGUCUACUCGGAGUCGCAAGAGAAGCAACCAGUGAAAGAUCUAGUUCGAUCCAAGAUCACGCCGCAGCUUCGGAAGGAAUUCGCGAAGCUUACACCGGCUUUAAUUGCUGAACACGGCAAAGAUAUUCAACACGCCGCUGGCACGAAUCCCUCGAGUGGAUUUACCUCGCCCAAGUAUCACGCACCCACCGGAACCACGCCGAAGCCUGAAACUAGUGCUAGCGCUCAGAAGAACAGUGGCAGCGUAGUCAACACGACCACAGUAACAGAUCAGGAGGAAUUCCGAACUACUGCUGCUGAGUUGUACCAGACGUUCACCGACCCGCAACGUUUAGCUGCCUUUACACGAGCACCCCCAAAGAGAUUUGAUGGGGCUAAAAAGGGUGGCAAGUUUGAGCUGUUUGACGGUAACGUCUCGGGUGAAUUUGAAGAACUUGAGGAGCCGACCAAGAUCGCCCAGACGUGGCGGCUAAACCAAUGGCCGGCUGGUCACUACUCCAAACAGGUAAUUGAGUUCGACCAGAACGAUGUAGACGGCGUAACUGUGAUGAGGGUCACUUGGAGUGGCGUGCCUGUAGGUCAGGAAGAAGUGACCAAGCGCAACUGGGAGGAGUACUACGUGAAGAGCAUCAAGAAGACUUUCGGAUUCGGAACAAUCCUAUAGUUGAAAGCAUCAUGGUUGGCCCACGGCGUUCUUAGGUUCAAUGGCGUAAUUGGUUAAACAUUCAAUCAGCCCUCAUGGGCGAUUGUUUGGCCAUUUUCAUAAGUUCGUAAUCGUAAAGUAGAGGCCUGGGUGUCGAGCAGUCCCCCACUAGAACUUUAUAUGAUAAAAAGUGCUUUAAGAUUAAGAGAUAACGAUAUUAAAUGAUAAUAAUUUUUCCAGAA